AACCAACUGACUGAAGAGCAGACUGCAGAAUUCAAAGAAGCUUUUUCACUAUUUGACGAGGAUGGUGAUGGAACUAUAAUAACAAAAGGAACUGGGAACUGUAAUGAGGUCUCUUGGACAGAAUCCCACAGAAGCAGAGUUACAGGACAUGAUUAAUGAAGUAGAUGCUGAUGGUAACGGCACGAUUGACUUCCCUGAAUUUCUGACAAUGAUGGCAAGAAAAAUGAAAGACACAGACAGUGAAGAAGAAAUUAGAGAAGCAUCCUGUGUGUUUGAUAACGAUGGCAAUGGCUGUGUCAGCGCAGCAGAGCUUCGCCAUGUGCUGACAAACCUCGGAGAGAAGUUAACAGAUGAAGAGGUUGAUGAAAUGAUCAGAGAAGCAGAUAUUGAUGGUGAUGGUCAAGUAAACUAUGAAGAGUUUGUACAAAUGAUGACAGCAAAGUGAAGAUAUUGUACAGAAUGUGUUAAAUUUCUUGUACAAAAUUGUUUAUUUGUAUUUUCUUUGUAACUUAUCCAUAAAAUGUUUCUCACUAAUGCCAAAAAAAAUGCACAUAUCGUAAUUAGGACUUCAUUCCUCCAUGUUUUCUUCCCUUAUCCUUAUCUUACUGUCAUUGUCCUGAAACCUUACUUUAGAAAAUUGAUCAAGUAACAUGUUGCAUGUGGCUCACUCUGGAUAUAUCUAAGCCCUUCUGCACAUCUAAACUUAGAUGGAGUUGGUCAAAGGAGGGAACAUCUGGGUUAUGCCUUUCUUAAAAGUAGUUUUUUUAGGAACUGUCAGCAUGUUGUUGUUGAAGUGUAGAGUUGUGACUCUGCAUGGACUAUGGACAGUCAACAAUAUGUACUUAAAAUAAAAGUUGCACUAUUGCAGCU
Messenger RNA from Otolemur garnettii (small-eared galago), 870 nucleotides. RefSeq names its product calmodulin-like. Bases 104 to 445 code for a protein of 113 amino acids. The record is from RefSeq and is a predicted model, not a curated record. Gene Ontology annotation, molecular function: calcium ion binding. The transcript has a single exon. Lineage: Eukaryota; Metazoa; Chordata; Mammalia; Primates; Galagidae.